Physella acuta is the source of this 1457-nucleotide messenger RNA. Its product is annotated as RNA demethylase ALKBH5. The record is from RefSeq and is a predicted model, not a curated record. Gene Ontology annotation, biological process: mRNA export from nucleus; mRNA processing. NCBI's taxonomy places the organism in Eukaryota, Metazoa, Mollusca, Gastropoda, Physidae. Gene Ontology annotation, cellular component: nucleus. Gene Ontology annotation, molecular function: oxidative RNA demethylase activity.
UAUUUUUAAUCUCCGAGAACUUAAGUUGCGGCUGUAAAAGGCUACGUGAAGAUCUUCUUCGUUUGGAAACAUGUUUUAUUCUUCAAAGUCGAAUAUGGCGACCGACUCAGUUACUGAUCUGAGAGAGAAGCUCCAUAAAUCGCACCAUAAUAGAAGCAAAGAGUUAGGAAAGAAAAUUAACAACAAACGCACCCCUCAUGCCGAUAUUCAUAAAAAUGCACCAAGAUCAAAAUAUGACGAUUAUAAUACAGAGGAGAGAGAAGAGGAACUUCAAAAAGUGAAGUCGGGAAUCCAACAACACAGAUUGUUUUCUGAGGGCGAGUGCAUGGAAAUAGAAAAGAAAAUUGAUAAGGUCGUGAAACUUAGUGAUUUGGGCUUGUACAAAGAUCACACCGUUGAUAGGGCACCUUUAAGAAAUAAAUAUUUCUUUGGAGAAGGCUACACAUAUGGUUCUCAACUAAGUAAGCGUGGCCCAGGAAAUGAACGUCUGUACAGCAAAGGAGAUGUUGAUGAGAUCCCUAAGUGGAUACACAGAUUGGUCAUUAGUCCACUGUACCGGGCAAAUGUAAUUCCUGAAGGAUUUGUCAAUAGCGCAGUCAUCAAUGAUUAUAAACCUGGAGGGUGCAUUGUAUCACACAUUGAUCCUCCACAUAUAUUUGAAAGGCCUAUUGUUUCAGUAUCUUUUUUCAGUGAAAGCGCCCUUAGUUUUGGUUGCAAAUUUACAUUUAAGCCCAUACGAGUAUCAAAGCCUGUACUAACUUUGCCAAUGACAAGAGGAUGUGUAACACUUCUCAGUGGGUAUGCAGCUGAUCAUAUCACACACUGUGUACGACCCGAAGAUGUUAUAUCUCGGAGGGCUGUCAUUAUAUUAAGAAGAGUACGUGAUGAUGCUCCAAGACUAGACCCUGUCCCUGAAAUUGUAUCCCCUUCAAGAAAGAGAAUUCUGCUAGAUUCUGAUACUACAGACUCUGAUAGUGACAAGGGAGGCAAGCAUUCAUCUAGUUCAAGCAGUGAUGACAACAUAAAACCAGUGAAAGUUAACUCAAAAGUCAUCUGUCUUUCAGAUGAGCUAAAUUAUAAAGAUGGCAGAACAAGCAUUCCUAGUUCACCUAAGUCUGUAAAAAGGUAGCUCAGAUAAAAAUUAAGACAAACUAAAUUCAUUGGUUUGACAAAGAUAUACAAAUCAUGUAUAAAACAUUAGUCUCUGUAAAUUAAGAAAAAUUGGCCAUCACAGACUAACAUAGUCAUACAUUAACUGUUUAAUUUUACAUAUGCUACUAAGUUACUUUGCAUUAUUUGUUACUAACCGGUUAGAUUUUUCUAAAAACUAAUAUAACAAUCAAAGCUUUUUAUUUAGCGUUUAUGUGAAUGAUCUGACAAUGCAUAAUUGAAAUUUAGUAAUAAUUAGAUUGCAUUAUUUAUUGUAAAAAAAUAAAAGCUUGUUGUAGAUACACACA